Messenger RNA from Rhodofomes roseus, 1964 nucleotides. Its product is annotated as cytochrome P450 monooxygenase. The record is from RefSeq and is a predicted model, not a curated record. NCBI's taxonomy places the organism in Eukaryota, Fungi, Basidiomycota, Agaricomycetes, Polyporales, Fomitopsidaceae. The transcript has 13 exons. The coding region runs from base 211 to 1806 and encodes 531 amino acids. Gene Ontology annotation, molecular function: oxidoreductase activity, acting on paired donors, with incorporation or reduction of molecular oxygen; iron ion binding; monooxygenase activity.
CUCACGGUGGAUUCUUUGCCUAGUAUGGCGGAUCACGAAGAACCUUGGUUUCUAUUUCCGUGUGAGAGGAGGGUGCAAUUCGCAGAACGGAGAUCCUUGAACGCUGCUUCUCCCGCACAGCGACAUCGCUCCCACUCAUAAAGGUGAUCUCAACGACAAUCAACUCGGAGACUGACACUACCUAUCGUCCCUCCCCUCGCUAAGUCCAUCAUGACAGAUCAGGUGAUACCCAUGAAUUUACUGCCAGUGCACGCACAGUCUGCGAUGUUCUCCUUGCAACUCGGUGCAGCUGCAUUCGUAUGUAUGUUCAUAGCUGCCAACUACUUGCGCUCCAAACUGGCCCGCCGUUGUCUUCCGCCAGGACCGCCCGCUCUUCCGAUCAUCGGGAACCUCCACCAACUGCCGACGUCCCACCAAGAACACAGGUUCGCGCAGUGGGGAAAGCGCUACGGUGAAGUCGUCUACGCACGCGUCUUGAACAAAGCCACACUCAUCCUCAAUCGCGCUUCUACCGCGCGUACGCUGCUCGAGAAGCGCGGCGCGAAGUACUCGGGGAGACCACAUACGACGUUCGUGACAGAUAUCGUGGGGUGGACUCAACUGGUGAACAUGCCCUACACGGACCAGUGGCGGCGCCACCGCCGGUGGUUCCAGACUGCACUGCAGGCGCGGAACGCCCUGAAUGCCUACGAGCCGCUGCAGUACGCCGAAGUGCAGAACCUCCUGCUGGACCUGCUGCGCGAGCCGGAAGGGGCGGUGAGGCACGUCAAACGGUAUGUCGCGGCGCUGAUGCUCGGCGUGGCGUAUGGGUACUCGCUGUCCUCGAUGGACGACGAUUUUCUCGCGAUGGUGGAGGAUGCGUUGCAGAUUAUCACGGAGUCGGGCGGGCCGUCUACUAUGCUCGUGGACUUUAUCCCAAUCAUGAAGUACUUGCCGUCGUGGAUGCCCGGCAUGGAGAUGAAGCGUAGGGGUCUCCGUGCGCGACACCUCAUCAGGGACAUGGAGAGCAUCCCGUUGGAGCGUGUGAAGCGCGAGAUGGCAGAAGGCACGGCCCGACCAUCUGUUGCCACUGUGCUGCUGGAAGAGGCGAAAAAUACAGGGACGCUCGAUGAAGCUGAGGAGAGGGAGAUCCGGUCUGUGCUGGGGGUCAUGUACGCUGCGGGUACGGAUACGACAACGACGGUGCUCACGACGUUCAUCCUCAUGAUGGUCAUCCAUCCGGAAGUGUUGCAGAAAGCUCAGAGGGAGCUUGACAGUGCGAUCGGCGACUCCCGUCUUCCAAACUUCAGCGACCGGCCAGCACUUCCAUAUCUAGAGGCCGUUUUGAAGGAAGUGUACCGCUGGCUCGCGCCGGUUCCGUUAGGUAUUCCCCACCAGCUGACGGAAGAAGACAUUUAUGAAGGGUACAAGAUGCCCAUAGAAUCUAUGGUGUUUACGAACAUCUGGGCGAUGUUACGCGAUGAGGAGCUAUAUGCAGAUCCCGAUACGUUCGAUCCCGAACGCUUCACGGGGCUGAGCGAGGCCAAAUCCGAGGAAACGGAUCCACGCAGGAUCGUGUUCGGGUUCGGUAGACGCCUCUGCCCCGGACGCCUCCUUGCUGACUCGAGUAUCUUCCUUGCAGCGGCCAACAUCAUUGCCGUGUUCGAUGUAUGCACACCCAGAACGCGGGAUGGGCAGGAGAUCCCUCUUGUGCCAUCAUUCACAAGUGGAGUAGUAAAACACCCAAAACCAUUCGCAUGUGAUAUCCGCCCUAGAUCCGCGAAGGCAGCGGAACUGAUGCUAGCGGCGGACGGGAUAUUAGAAUGAGUGGCAGCGUGCUGGGCCAAAAUUGAGCGGAUUUGUGUACCAAUCGAGGAUUGUCCAUACCAUGUCGAUCAGAUGCAUUUUAGUAUAAGCUGAUAGUGCCAGUCUGACUGGGUCCAGAUUGCUGCACUGACUCCUCAGUGGGCAGAUCAGACAUGCAC